This is a messenger RNA of Pangasianodon hypophthalmus (striped catfish), 2543 nucleotides long. It is a transcript of the gene asmt2, whose product is annotated as acetylserotonin O-methyltransferase 2. Gene Ontology annotation, molecular function: O-methyltransferase activity. The record is from RefSeq and is a predicted model, not a curated record. NCBI's taxonomy places the organism in Eukaryota, Metazoa, Chordata, Actinopteri, Siluriformes, Pangasiidae. The transcript has 9 exons. Bases 274 to 1320 code for a protein of 348 amino acids.
GCCUUGCUGUCAAACUGGUGUUUGUGCGCCAUCUGCUGGUGGCUUUACAAACAACAAGCUCAGCGUCUUCUAGCGGUGUAGCACUCGUGUUUGUCUGGACCGCGAGUGGAAGAGGUUCGUUCCUCCUUGCUUGUGUUUUAUGUUUUUACGUGCUCUAGUUUUAGGGAUUUGGUUGAUAAGUGAUCAUAUUUUGGAGCAUAUCAUCGGAUCAGAUCAAGAACAAACCGGAUUGAAAACUCAGCUCAGCCUUUUGUGUUGUUUGGAUUUUCCACCAUGGCUGAGCAUCUAUCUCAGAGUGAACUAGACUACCCUUUCAAACUGCUGGAGUACAUCAAUGGCUUCAGAGUGUCCAAGGUGAUCUUUUCAGCAUGUGAGCAGGGUGUGUUCGACUUGCUCCUGCAAUCUCAGAAGUCCCUGAGUGCAGCUGAGGUAGCACAAGAACUCGGCACCAGUGAGGACGGCAUGGAGCGGCUCCUCGAUGCGCUUGUGGGUGUGGAGGUCUUGGAGGUGGAGCUAAAACAGGGCACAGCCUAUUACAGCAGUACUGAUGUUGCUAAUCUGUAUCUGGCCAAGAACAGCCCUAAAUCUCUAUAUGACAUGAUCAUCUACCAGUCGCAGACCAUCUACCCUCUCUGGAACAACCUAGGAAAUGCAGUCAGGGAAGGAAGGAACCAAAAUGAAAAAACCUUUGGUCUCUCAUCAGAAGACAUCUUCUCAGCUAUAUACAGGUCAGAGGAAGAGAUGUUAAAGUUUAUGGGUUUGAUGAACUCAUCAUGGGUCAUUGACGGCCAUGACAUAGUAACUGCUUUUGACUUGUCCAGAUUUAAGUCCAUAGUGGAUGUUGGAGGCUGUUCAGGUGCCUUGGCUCGUGAGUUGGCUAAGGUCUACCCUGCUUCCACAUUAACGGUCCUGGACUUGCCAAAAGUCAUCCAGAUGGCCCAGAAGCACUUAUGUCAAAGUGAUGACACCAUCAAGUUUCAGGAAGUCGACUUGUUUAAGGAAGACCUCCCUGCUGCUGAUCUGUACGUCCUAGCAAGGAUCAUUCAUGACUGGAAGGAGGAGAAGAGCAUGAUGCUGCUGAGGAAGAUUCACGCAGCCUGUAAUUCAGGUGGAGGUGUUCUGCUGGUAGAGGCUAUGUUGUUUGAGAACCGCAGAGGGCCCCUGAUGGCUCAGCUCUUCUCCCUGAACAUGCUGGUUCAGACGGAGGGGAAGGAGCAGCCUCCCUCUCACUACACACACAUGCUCACGGCAGCUGGCUUCACUGACGUGCAGGUGUGCAGGACGGGCAAAUCCUACGACGCCAUCCUCGCUCUCAAAUAACCACACGUACACGCUGUAUCAAUGCGGUAUAAUGUUUCCUCUGCCGGGUGAAGUUGUGGCUAUCCAGAACUGCAGAGAGGAAGCCCUGUAUUUGGAAACAUUUUGAAAUGGUUAAUUCCUCUUAGAGAGAUUGUUUUCACAUUGCAUAUCAUGCACAAUUCUGUAUCCAGGCUUUUUAGUAAAGGUAAAAGUGUAGUUAAUAGGUUUUUAGACAUAAAAUCAAUGGGACAAAUUUAUUAUAUAGCACAGGUUGAAUUUAAUGGUUUAUUUAGGGUUAUUUUAGCUGAUGAAGUCAAACUGAUAGGACUGGGAUCAGACUAGGGAUGGACUGAAGAUGUUUUAAAAAAUAUGUUUUACAUAGAUAAUCAUUGGCAGAAUUCAACAAUAGCCCUUAAAUGAAUUUGGAGUAAUCUCCAAACUGUUCAUGGUAAUUGUGUACACACACUAAAGAUGGAGUGGAUAGAGAUUAAAGAGAUUAAACUCUGAAGUGUUUUACUUCAGUUUUCACAUUUCCAGCCUGAAGUCCUGCACGUCCUCUAUUUAAUACGAGCAGUAUUAUUGUAGUGACUGGAAUUAUAUCUGUGCAUAUUUUCCACGUAUGCAGUUUAUUGUUUAUUUCCCUCAAUUCACUGAUGACCUCACAUAACUGCUGUUUGGAUCCUGUGAAAAAAAAAGCUGUGAUGUUUAUAAUAUUUCAUAUUUUUAUUAUUAUUAUCUUUUAUGUAUUAAAUGCACUAGACUGGUGGAUGCAUGUUAAGAAAUAAUUACUCCUUACACACUUAUCUAUAGUAAUUAUUGAUCAGUAUUAUUGCAUGUUUCUGUGUGUGUGUGAACUGAGAAGUUCAGUGUGAGUGCAUUUUGCAGAAAUACAGUACUUGAGAAUUACUAAUAUGUGUCUUUAAUUAAUAUCAGCAGACAGUAUUUGUGUACUAUCAUAUUUGCUGUCCUGCAUGUCUGAUAAAAAUCACAUUUCUUUGGUAAACAGUUAACAGUUAGCUAACACACAAACACUUAAUUUACUGCAACCACCUUUUCUAUGUGUAGUUUCCCACUGUGAAGAAAUGUAGUCCAAGAACAAUCAUAACAAGCAUUUCCUAAUAACAUAACACAAAAAACGAAAACAUGCUGUUAGUCAUCUGCGGUGUCUGUAUUUUUAUUAACAGUUCAGCUGGUGUUUGGAAAGAAAACCUCCACCUGGAAACAUUAAAUAUGUUUGUACUGAA